Molecule: messenger RNA, 4696 nt
Organism: Solea senegalensis (Senegalese sole)
Lineage: Eukaryota; Metazoa; Chordata; Actinopteri; Pleuronectiformes; Soleidae
Gene: tjp2a
Product: tight junction protein 2a (zona occludens 2)
Exons: 24
Coding region: 769-4347 (1192 amino acids)
Biological process (GO): establishment of endothelial intestinal barrier; protein localization to cell-cell junction; positive regulation of blood-brain barrier permeability
Cellular component (GO): plasma membrane; bicellular tight junction
Molecular function (GO): cell adhesion molecule binding
Source: RefSeq, a predicted model, not a curated record
UUGUAAAUCAAAUCACAAAUCACAAAAUAAUUGUUUCAUUUAGUAGUCAAUUGCUUAUGCACAUGCAUCAAUUAAUUGUUUUAGGACAUCACUGACUUAUGUUUACUCUGCUCUUAAUAUGAACAUAAUAUAUAUAAGAUAUAACAUAACAUUAGUCUAAAAUAUGUUUUUAAACUCAAUAUUUACUUUAAAAUAUUUGUGUAGAUUAGUGAGUUUCCCACAUUUUCUCAGUUAUUACGUGCAGUUUUGUCAGUUUGAAGCUGUUUUUGAGUCUGAAGCUUCACAGCAGGUUCACUAAAAAAAAAAAAUCAAUGGGAAUUCUGGACUAAUUCAUCCUGGCAUCCACUCAGGGGGUAAACGCUGACCUUACGUAUAUUCUCUGUUGUUAGCGGUUUAUUUUUAACUACGAUAAAAAUGUUUAAACAUUUUCAUUAGCGACGUUGUUAGUGAUGAUAUGAUUUUAAUACGCUUUACUUUCUCACAAUUAUAUUAAAAAAAUCAAAUCGACACCCCCCCGUUUCUCGCUCGCUUGGUACAGUCUGAGACAAACCGAGGGAGUAGUCGGCGCUGCGUUCUGCCUUCUGUUUAGUACUUUUUAAUGUUUUUAUUCCGAACAUUUAGUCAUUUAACGCAACGGAAACGCGACAUUUACGUCGUUUAGAUGUUGUUUUGUUUUAUUUCCACGUAAACGUUGGACUGGAACGCGUCUAAAUUGGUGUAAAAUCCCGCCGGAGGACUUAGUCCGGGAUAAAAGUUCAAAAGUGCGUGAUGCCAGAGAACGGAGGAGGUUUGCUCUCUGUGAGCAGAGCAUACAACACUCAUUAUUUCACUAAUCCAGUCAUGGAGGAAACGGUGUGGGAGCAGUACACAGUGACCCUGCACAGGGAUUCAAAGAUGGGCUUCGGCAUCGCCGUGUCAGGAGGGCGGGACAACCCCAACGACGACACUGGCGAGACGUCCAUCGUGGUGUCUGACGUCCUGCAGGGAGGACCGGCCGACGGCCUCUUAUUUGAGAAAGACCGAGUGGUGCAGGUGAACGCCAUCCCCAUGGACGGAGCCAUCCACUCGUUUGCCGUGCAGACGCUGAGGAAAUGUGGCAAAGUGGCCAAAAUUACGGUGAAGAGACCCAGGAAAGUUCCAGUCAAUGUUGUAAAUCGUCCGCCGUCUCCCGACGAUCGCGUCUUCAACAACGACUACAAUGACGACUACGGCUACGACCAGGACCGCCGCAGUGCGUACAGCGGGGGGCGGGACCACAGCCCGGAGCGAGGCGGCGGAGGCUACAUGGACUCCGGAUACCCGCCCCACGAGCGCGACUACGACAGGGACUACGACCGCCGGGAGCGCGGCAGGAUCCCGGAGAGGGAGCCCAGCCCGGACCGGCAGUACCGGAGGGACGGCAGCAGAGGGCGCACUCUGGACCGUAGCCCCGACCGCCGCUACAGGAGCGACCACAUGCUCGACCGCGACUACAGUCCGGAGAGGAGGCACCGGGACCACAGCCCGGACCGCCGCUACCGCAGCGAGAGAGCCCUGGACAGGGAGUACAGCCCGGACAGACGCUUCCGCAGCGAGCGCACCCUGGACCGCGCCAACAGCCCCGACCAGCGCUACAGGCGCGACAGCUACAGCCCGGGGCGAGGCCGCGGACGCGAGCCCAGCUUCGAGCGAGGCCGAGAACGUGUUCCCAGUGAGCCGAGGAAGUACGAGGAGCCGGUCCGGCGCAGCGGGAGCAGGGACCGCCUGGACCGCUCGCCGUCGCCUCCCGCCAUGCCCAUCCCUCUGCCCCGACCCGCACGGGACCUGGAGCCGCUGGAGAGACCGGUGAACGUGGUGCUGCUGAAGAACCGACCCAACGAAGAGUACGGUCUUCGUCUGGGCAGUCAGCUCUUCAUCAAGGAGAUGACCAGCACUGGACUCGCCUACAGAGAUGGGAACCUGCAGGAAGGAGACAUCAUACUCAAGAUUAACGGCACGGUGACGGAGAACCUGUCCCUGAGCGAUGCCGGGAAGCUGAUCGAGAAGUCGCGCGGGAGGCUGCAGCUGGUGGUGCAGAGGGACAAGCAGCAGGUGCUGAUCCGUGUGCCGCCCAUGGUCGACAGCGACUCCGAGCUCGACGAUAUCUCAGAGAUCGAGUCAUACCGCUCCUACUCACCGCAGGACGACAGGCGAGGUCACCACUCUGACCUCUCGUCACACUCGUCCAACGAGAAGCUCAGGGAAAAGUCCAGGGAUGAUCCACCCAGCAGGCUGGCAAAGAUGGGCGCGAUGCCGACGCCGUUCAGAGCGCCCGACAGAGCCGCCGAAGACCCGCCCCCUGUGCUGGCAGAGAGGGAGGAGCCACCACCACAGACGCCACCAGCAGCAGCAGCUGUCGUCACCGCAGCCUCUAAGUUCUACGCUCCUUCUAAGGUGCCGGUGAAGCCGAGCGUAGAAGACCAGGACGUUUACGGACCGAACACAAUCAUGGUGCAUUUCCAGAAAGGCGACAGCGUGGGUCUGAGGCUGGCCGGAGGAAACGACGUCGGCAUCUUCAUCGCCGGCGUUCAGGAGGACAGCGCCGCGGAGCAGGAGGGUCUGCACACAGGAGAUCAGAUCAUGAAGGUGAACAGCACAGAUUUCAGAGGCAUGGUGCGUGAGGACGCCGUCCUCUACCUCCUGGAGAUCCCCAAAGGAGAGGAUGUAACCAUUCUGGUUCAGAGUAAACCUGAAGUGUACGAGGACAUCCUCGAGUCAGGCAGAGGCGACUCCUUCUACAUCAGGACCCACUUUGAGUACGAGAAGGAGGCGCCGCAGAGUCUUCCCUUCUCCAGAGGAGAGAUCUUCAAAGUGACGGACACGCUGUACGACGGCAAACUGGGAAACUGGCUGGCGAUCCGCACGGGCAAAGACAACCAGCUGUUAGAGAAAGGAAUCAUCCCCAACAAGAGCAGAGCCGAGCAAAUGUCCAACGUCCAGAACGCUGCUCGGGCGGCGUCGGGCAAUGACAGAGGAGACUUCUGGAGGCUGAGGGGUCAAAGGGCAGCGAAGAAGAAGGACCUGCGCAAGAGCCGUGAGGACCUGAGCGCCGCCCCGGUGGCCACCCGCUUUCCUGCCUACGAGAGAGUGGUGUUGCGUGAAGCUGGAUUCAAGAGGCCCGUGGUGAUAUUUGGACCCAUUUCUGACGCCGUCAAUGAGAAACUGGCCAACGACAUGCCGCACAAGUUUGUCAUCGCCAAAACGGAGCCUAAAGACGCCGGAACUGACAAAUCCUCUGGAGUCGUGAGACUCAACACCAUUCGACAAAUCAUCGAACAGGACCUCCACGCUCUCCUGGACGUGACGCCCAAAGCCGUGGACACGCUGAACUACACGCAGUGGUAUCCCAUUGUUGUUUUCCUCAACCCGGACUCCAAGCAGGGAGUCAAGACCAUGAGGAACCGCAUCUUACCCGGGUCCAACCGCAGCGCGCGCAAACUGUAUGAGCAGGCAGUCCGACUGAGGAAGACCUGCUCACACCUCUUCACCGCGACCAUCGACCUGAACUCGGCCAACGAUGCGUGGUACGGCAGCGUGAAAGACACCAUUCAGGAGCAGCAGGACCGAGCGGUGUGGGUGUGUGAGGGCAAGCUGGACGGCACGGAGGAGGACCUGGAUCUCCACGAUGACCGCAUGUCCUACCUGUCCGCACUGAGCGCCGACUACCUGAGCAUGGACAGUCGCCUCGCAAGCGACUACGAGGACACCGCAGACGAGGGCGGGGCUUACACCGACAACGAGCUGGACGAGCCCAUGGACGAGCCGCAGCCCGUGUCGGCCAUCGGUCGCUCGUCUGAGCCGGUGCUGCCGGACGAGAAGUCUCACCCUGAACCUCGGGCUCGUAUGAGGAGGUCAGGGAGCAGAGAGGUGUUGACCAGAGAGCCCAGUCCUCCCCCUGCUUUUGUCCCUGAACCCCCAAAGGUUCGGACUCAGACUCGGACUGACUCAACGCGCAGUUACGACUCUCACACCGGCAGCGUCGUCAGCAGUGACCCUGCAGGUGGAAAUAGACCACUUCCACAUCCACUUCCACCCCCUGUGGCCCUGAAGCCCACCCUCACCCGCACAGCAAACCCCCCCACAGAGGAGCAGAGGAGUCCGGGUCAGGAGGAGGAAGACCCGGCCAGCAAGUCCUUCCUGGGCAAGAAAAAAGGCGACCAGAUUAAAGCGUUUGAGAAAAUGGAUCAUUUGGCUCGAGCUCAGAGGAUCCUGGAGCUGCAGGAGGCGGAGAACGCAAGACUGGAAAUCGCACAGAAACAUCCAGACAUCUACGCUAUCCCAGUGAAGCUACCAAAACCCAACAUCAACCGUCCACAGCCAAUCGGGUAAGAGAGUUCAGAGCGUCGCCUUGUGCUGCCUGCAAGUUCCCCUGUUUCAAACAGAAGUAACAAACGUUUCUUUUCACCUCCUGGUGAAACUCACCACGUUGUGUCUGGCUCCGUACACUUGUUGUGAAACCACACAAGACGACGGUUUCUUUAAUGGAUGCAAUUAUAGGAACACUAGACUCAGAAGUAACGUCGCAUUUCUUUUUCACCAUCAGCCAAAACAUUGUUGCACUUUGUCUCUGUUGAGGAAACGUCUGCAGAGAAGAAACCAUCAUCUUGUGGUGGUUUCUAAACAAACCGUAACACAACAUGGCGAGUUUCACCGUUCACUUUUUGGAAGACGACAGCCA